Messenger RNA from Lodderomyces margitis, 1671 nucleotides. RefSeq names its product Utp18p (gene UTP18). Gene Ontology annotation, cellular component: Pwp2p-containing subcomplex of 90S preribosome; small-subunit processome. Lineage: Eukaryota; Fungi; Ascomycota; Pichiomycetes; Serinales; Debaryomycetaceae. The record is from RefSeq and is a predicted model, not a curated record. Gene Ontology annotation, biological process: rRNA processing. The transcript has a single exon. Gene Ontology annotation, molecular function: protein binding. Bases 1 to 1671 code for a protein of 556 amino acids.
AUGCCCAAGAACAAGGAUGGCGACAUAGUAGAAGUACCUCCAAAGGAUGAGGAGGAACUAAUGUUGGAGAAAUUGGUGUUUGGAGACCUUGCCGGCUUGGAAAGCAAUUUGAGAAAAGUCGAUAACUUGUAUGAUUUCGAUGAUGAGGAGGAAGUAGUCGGAGAAUUGGAUGAAAGUGGAGACGAUAGUGACGAAUUUGAUAACGUGCAAGAUGAGGACUUGUUUUUUAUUGAUGAGGGAGUACAUGAAAAUGAUAGUGAUCAAAUGGAAGUAGAUGCGAGCUCGGGGGAAAGCGAUGAGGAAGAUUCAGAAGAAGAGAUGAGUGAAGAGGAAGACGCCUGGCGGGAUAGUGAUGAUGAGAAAUUGAAUGUAUCUCUUACUUCAUCUGAUCGUCUCAAGAAAUUGAAAAAGACACCAGAGGAUGACCUUAUAAGCGGAAAAGCCUAUAUGCUUAGGCUACGGUCACAAUUUGAAAAGAUAUAUCCUAGACCGUUGUGGGCCGACCAGGUCGAUCAAGAACGAGAUGAAAAUAGCUCAGAUGAAGAUAUUGUACUCGACGAAGACGAGGGGCAGGACAAUGACCAACAAAAUGGAAAACAAACUGCUGCGUUGUCGAAACUUUUAUCUUCGACCCACCAAUUUGUCAUUACCAAGCAGUUGAAAUUAAUAUCGCCUACAAGAAUUUCAAUAACGAGACUAAAAGAUGCAAACUAUCAAAAGCUAUCCAAAGGUGCAGUCCAGGCUAUAUCUUUCCACCCAACACACCCUAUAUUACUCACAGGGGGAUUUGACAAAACCAUAAGACUUUAUCAAAUUGACGGUAAGACUAACAACUUCAUAACAUCCUACUAUUUGAGAAACUGUCCUAUAAUGAGCUCGCAUUUCUUCCCUCAAGCAGACAGGAAUAUAAUAUAUGCCGCCGGAAGAAGAAAGUACAUGAACAAGAUCAAUUUGAACACGGGCGAGAUUGAGAAAAUCAGUCGUAUGUACGGCCACGAGCAGGUACAAAAGUCAUUUGAGAGCUUCAAAAUCAGUCCCCAGGGCUCAUUUAUCGGAUUGAUUGGGAAUUCGGGGUGGUUCAAUUUGGUAAAUGGUACAACAGGGCAAUGGAUCAAGGGGUUCAAAAUUGAGGGAACUGUAGUUGAUUUUGAUUUUGGGUUUGAUGAAUCGUUUGUCGUGGUUGUCAAUUCGGCCGGUGAUGUUUGGGAGUUUGAGUUGAAGGGCAAGUUAUCUUCGAAAUCUGAAACCAGAAUCUUGCGUAAAUGGUCCGACGAUGGUGGUAUUGGAAUUACUAAAAUCAAACUAGGAGGAAGAAAUAGCAGUAGAUGGUUGGCUAUUGGUUCCAACACCGGUGUCGUUAACCUUUAUGACCGGGAAAAUUUUGACACAAAUGCCCAGCCAAAGCCAUUCAAGACAGUGGAAAACUUGGUUACAUCCAUUUCAUCUCUUACUUUCAGCCCUGAUGGGCAACUUUUAGCAAUAGCAUCGAGGGGAAAGAGAGACGCAUUCAAGUUGAUUCACUUGCCAUCGGGUUCAGUGUAUAGCAAUUGGCCAACAAGUGGUACACCUUUGGGAAAAGUCACCAGUGUUGUAUUCUCGCCAAAUAAUGAGAUACUAGCUGUGGGUAACGAGGCAGGAAAGGUGACUCUUUGGAGGUUGAAUCAUUAUUAA